Molecule: messenger RNA, 4724 nt
Organism: Oncorhynchus gorbuscha (pink salmon)
Lineage: Eukaryota; Metazoa; Chordata; Actinopteri; Salmoniformes; Salmonidae
Product: caveolae-associated protein 2-like
Exons: 2
Coding region: 166-1599 (477 amino acids)
Cellular component (GO): caveola; cytoplasm
Molecular function (GO): protein kinase C binding
Source: RefSeq, a predicted model, not a curated record
UCCCUUCUCAGUCCUUCUCUGGAGCAACAACAACAACAACGUCAACUAACUGACAGAGACUCUUCACAUCUCAGAACAAGUCAGUCCACAUUUCCCUCCACUUCUAGCCCUCUAAUUUACUUAAACACUUCAAAAGAGGACAUUUAACCCCUCCACCCUGUGGCCAUGGGAGAAGACUCAUCGCAUGCCGAGCGCAGCAGCAACAACAGCAGCAUUUUGGUCAACCCCCAGCAGUACCAGGCACAGCAAGACAACAUGGACCUACUGGUGUCCAGCUUCAGCCCGAGCCCAGCUCCCUCGUCCCCCACCAACACCCUCUCCAGGCUGGGCUUGAAAACCCCUGGGAGCCUCGGACCUGGAAGUCCCACCAGUCCCACUGCCAGGGACCAGGUGAGCGCCAUCACAGUGGUGGCUCUACUCGACAAGCUGGUCAACAUGCUGGAGGCAGUGCAGGAGAACCAGCAGCGCAUGGAGUUGCGUCAGGCCGACCUGGAGGGAGCUGUACGAGGGGUCCAGGGUGACGUGACCCGCCUUUCCAAGAACCACACCAGCACAUCCAACAGUGUGAACAAGCUGCUAGAGCGCUCACACAAGGUCAACACCCACAUGAAGGAGGUGCGGGAGCGGCUGGACAAGCAGGCAUCACAGGUGAAGAGGCUGGAGGCCAACCAUGGACACCUGCUAAAGAGGAACCACUUCAAAGUUCUCAUCUUCCAGGAAGACAAUGAGAUCCCCUCCAGCGUGUUCCUCAAGGACUCCCCCAAGACACCCCAGGCCAGCCAGCUGGAGGACAAUGCCCCUGCGGCGCCUGCCCCGUCCGCCGCCGGCACAGACGCCAACCGCUCCCAGGAGGAGGGUCUCCAUACCAUCAGCUUGUCCUCCUCCGACGAUGAUGCUGGGGGUCACCACGAGGAAGACGAAGCCCUGGAGGAAGAGGAAACGCUGGGUCUGGGAGCAACCCGGCCCUCUGUUGAGAGAUCCAGAGCAGACCGGCUGAAGCGCUCUAGUCUGAAGAAGGUGGACAGCCUGAAGAAGGCUUUCUCACGCCAGAGUAUCGAGAAAAAGAUGAGCAAGAUCAGCACCAAGAUUGUGCCGACAGCGAGCCGCGAGAAGAUCAAGAAGAGCUUCACACCAAACCACCCAAAGAGCCCUGCCUCUAAGAGUUCCUCAUUCAAGGUGUCGCCAAUGACGUUCAAUGUGAAGAAGAUGCGUGGUGAAGGGGAGGACUCAACCCAGCCCGGAGGCUCGCCUAGCGGGCAUGCCCACGUGGAUAUCCCUCCCCUGGGAAGCAUGGAUGGAGAUCUGCCCCUGGCCGAGGUGCAUUCCCAGGAAGUGCUGGGUGUGGAGGGAGGAGAGGAGCUGGCUAGUCCAUCUAGCACUGGGAGCGUAGAGGCCAAGCUGACCUUCAAUGGAGAAGCAGGGGGCCUGGAGUGUCACCUGACCACUGAUCGUCCGGCGGGGCUCGCUGUCCCGGAGCAUGAUGAUGAUAUUGGAGAGGAGGAAGAGGAGGAUGACGAAGAGGAGGCGCAGGAGAGCGCGGUGGAGGUGAAAGCUCCCAUACCUUCUGCUACUGGAAUCACUGUGGAGCAAGCCUCUUAAUCGCAUCCACGUCAACCUUUGCUCCUGCACAUUCCCUGCCCUCUUUAUAUUACCAUGCCAACAGUAUAGUCAUCCCUCCGUCUUUCCAAACCAUGUUUCUGAGAUAUCUCCUAGACAGACAGACAUGCACACACACACACGCACGCAUGCACACACAUGGACACACACACGUAAUGUAUAUACACAACAUGAAAGACGUGUCCUUAGCAGACCUAUUCCUGAAAGAACUCAAGCUCCUGUGCCAGCGAUACAGGCCAUCCCCAUGCAGCUCCCUUUCUCUGCAGCUCUCUUUCGACUCCAGUCCUGCAUGCAUUAUUGAUCCAGGAGAUCCAUGGGCUGAUGCCAGAUCACCAACCUCCCCUUUAGAGAUCCUGAGUGACCCAGAGUUAUCAAGAGUGAUCAAGUGAUCCUGCAUCAUUUGCUCCUGCCUGGUGUGUUUAACUAGCUACCCUUCUGUGGGGCUACCUUAAGAAAAGAACCAGUGUGCCAAGAGACUAUUACUCACCUUCCCAACUGGAACCUUGCUUCUGUUUCAAGAGAACAGCACAUCUCCAGUACACUGAGCCAACUAUCUCUCUCUAUUUGUCUGUCUCUGCAUGGGCCUCUCUGUCUGUCUGACAGAUAGUCUCUUUGUUCCUCUGCCUCGUGUGAAUGCCGGUAAAUCUCUGGCAAAAAAGGUAAAGCUCCACAGUUUGGGGAUGGUAGCUUGUUGCCAGGCAGUCUGGGCAUUGGUAUGGUUGGUAGCUAGGUUUCUACAGCAAGGGUGGUGUAAGGCUGAAGGGAUAUAGGGCUGUAAUAUUGUCCAAAUGCUCUGCCUGAAAAUAGCUUCUUAUCUUCAUCAAGGAUAUUUUUAUUAUUUCAGAGAGCGGGUUCAAUGUAAGAAGGGGGAUAGAGAGGAAGUACGACGAGAGAAGAAAAGUCGUUUAGAGUGUUCGGAUGAGUCAAAUACAUGUGGCAAAUGCGGUGUGUUUCAUUUCGCUUAUAAUAAAACCAUUGGAAUAGUCCCAAAAAGUGCAAACUCUGCACCUCAGGCAUGUGGGUGAAGCUGAAUCAAGCACACCUUUAGGUAUUUGAAUGUUUGUGAUACAUGUAUUUGACCCAUGUCUUGAUGUAACCACACAACCUGAGUGCAGGGUAAAAAAAGAGCCAUAUAAUUGCGGCAGUUUUGUGCCAUCCCUACCUUAGUUUAUUUGCCAUAAUAAAUACUCACCAGAAAAGUGUAAAAAAAACUGCUUGAAAGUGGUUAAUGGUUCACUAGGUACAGACCACACCUUCAAUAUUUGGGGAGAGUAAGUUGAAAUAACUGUCUUGCGUUAACGUCUACUGGCGUCUACCUUAAGGCUCUACAUACUGGGACUUUCCUAAACCACCCUAUAUCAGGGCAAUUCUAAUCUUAUGUGUAUGUACAUAUUCGAUUAUGGGAUUAUCAGUGGGUAUAAUGAUUUAUAUAGAAUCAUGUUUGUUGAAUACUGUCAAACUUUAUCGGGUACUGUCUCCUGAGUAUUGUACUUCCAUAAUAUUAUAGUCUAACAAUGUGGACUUUUGGAGUUGAUCACUCACAUAAACAAGAUUUGAAUAGCAUAAACAAGCAUAAACAAGCAUUUACACAUUCUUAUAUGGUUGAAACACACACAUGCACACACAAAUCUUAAAGGAAGACUCCACCCAAAAUCUAUUUUGGUAUUUGUUUCAUUAGUCCAUUGUUGAUAUAGUCCCAAAAUGCUUUGCAUGUCAGCAAUCAAGUUAAGAUAUGUAACUUUCAAAAUACAGAAAUACAGCAGGGAUGAUGAUUGGUGGAAUUUCCCUUAAUAAACUAGCACACAUUUACAGAGGCACCCACACAGACAUUCGCACACAUGCUCCUGCACGCACGGAAGCCUUGAAACUUAGGCCUACACAAGCUGGUGUGAGUAAUUGCUGUCCGGGAGCGAGGAAUUCCUGCAUGUUUUAGAAGAUAAGAGUGAUAGUGAAAGAUUCCAUUCCUUUAAAUUCUCCUAUUGGAAUCUACUUGCUCGUAUCACUAAGGGAGGAUAGUUCAUCUAAUCUAUGUGCAGCACUUGCCACUAACUUGUGGCUACUGGUUAUAUGGUUUCAUAUCCAUAAGAUGGAAUGGAAUUUAAACCCCUCUGUGGGGAGUAUAUACAGUAUCAGCCUGAACUUCAUGGUUAGCAUCCCCUGGCCUAUGCCUUUCUGAUGACAAGUGCCUUGCAACCAGUCAGUGCCUAGUACACACUUAGGGGCCUCCAAAAUAUAUAGGUGUCUAAUGAAAUGUAAUUAAAAACAGAAUGAAACCUUUAAGCAGAUGAUGUAUUGUAUGUUAUUUCUCAGUUGAGAGAGAUCUUGGAGAAAGGGAAAGAGAGAAGGAGAGGCAGAGCAGAGAGGCAUUCCUGGGUUUGACAUAUGACUCUUUGGCAGCCCAUUUUUCACGCCCUACCCUCUCUGCCUGGACGUGGCGGCAGGGGGAACUGGGGCCCUCAUGGGCCACAGGUGUGUUGCCCCCAGGGAGGCCCCUGGGCACUGGCUCACUAGGAAGGAGGGGAGGAAGGGAGGGAGGAGGAUGAGGAGGAUACGGAGGGUGAUAGAGAGUACCUGGGUGUAGGGAGGGCAGGGAAGGGGAGGGGAGGGGUGAGGAGGGUAGAUAAGUUAGAAAAACAUUGUUUUUUGGACAGUGGGAGUAGAACAGAAAAUGGGACAGGUUGCAUCCCGAUUCUCCACACUCAGUGUCAGGAAUUUAAAAAUGGUGAAUGCCAACACCAAUUCAAUUAUUUGAAAUCCAUGAUUGGAGAAUAAGGACCCAUGUUUUGAGAGGAGGGAUAAAUUGAAGAGAGAUAUGUCCAACUGUUUGCACACCUGCAUGGCCUUACAUUUUUAACCACAAGCCAUAUACUCUUUCUAUCUAUCCAUCACAGAGACAUCUCCUCCUCUUUCUCUCCCUGUUGCUCUCUCACACAAACACACACACACAUUUUCUCUCUCCCCAUUUGUUUCACACUCAUCUUUCUCUCACUCUCUUCCAAAGCGCAGCCAAUCUCCAAUCAAUGGUGUGUAUUCAUGGAUGCCAAGGGAAGCCAGGCUUCCCCCCACACAAAAUGUACCAAUAAAAAAAUACAAAAUCAAAAUUAUUA